This is a messenger RNA of Vicia faba (fava bean), 1914 nucleotides long. The record is from the annotation of a GenBank genome assembly. NCBI's taxonomy places the organism in Eukaryota, Viridiplantae, Streptophyta, Magnoliopsida, Fabales, Fabaceae.
AUGCGUUGGUUGCCAACCCUAAUUUUCUCUCCUUCUUCCUCUUCGUCGUCAUCGUCAUCGUCAUCGUCUUCCAUUACAUAUCCUUCCACGUUAAAACAUUCUCCUUCUUCUUCCUCUUCCGAUGUUUCCGUUUCCGAUACUCGGAAACCCUCUCGCGGCACGUGGUUUUUCGGUAACGGUAGAAAAUCCACGCGGUCCAGGAAGCUCCGACACGUUGAUGAUGUUCACAUUGAAUACGACGUAUCAGCGCCUAUUUCUCGUUCGAGCUCGCGGAGCUAUAUUCGGUCUAAUACUUCUUCAUCCGUUGCGCCUCAGCCAUUGCCAUUGCCGGAAUUAGCUUCUCCGGCAGGGUUGCAAAGGAAUAAAGAUGGUGAUCGGCGUUUGCCGUCGCCUAAAGAAGCCUCUGGUAGAGCCAUUGAAUCUGAUGCGCAUGCCGUCGUUUCUCUUCCCACUGGAUUUAAGAUGCGGAGUGUUUUUGCUAGCCGAGAGACGAGAGGAAAUACGGAGCAUAUGGAGACGAAGCCACCUGGGAAUAUGAUGGCGCGUCAAGAUACAAGUGGUGCUGCGACUCCAAGUUUUCGAGAAAAUAGCUUCCGGAUAAGUGUUCCUCCAAGGAGUGCUUCGAGCAGUCCCUUUACCAGUCCCACAACAAACAACACCAAACAUGAUGAUUUUGUGCCGUAUUAUUAUGUGUCACCUAAAGCAAAUCAGUUCUGGUCUGCACCAGAAAUGCCAACAUCUACAGGACAACCACCUCCUGCUUUCUUUGAUUUGUCUGCAUUAGGUAUUGAUUAUGCCUCUUCUCCCCAUCAAAGUUCUGGAGGAAAAAGUCCCAAACAACAAAACCCUUCUUCACCCCUACCAAGGUUAUCCCUCGACUACCCAACAACUUCACGUCGUGAGAGUCUUGGUCCUCCUCUCAGUGUUCAUCCUUUACCCUUGCCUCCUUGGUCUGGGAGUUCCUUACCCUCACCCUCUGCUAACUAUUCCCAACCUGGGGGAGCUAAGACAGAAUCUAUAUCUAUGAAAAGUCAAUGGCAAAAGGGUAAACUUAUCGGGCGAGGUACUUUUGGAAGUGUUUAUGUUGCCACUAAUAGAGAAACUGGAGCAUUGUGUGCAAUGAAGGAAGCAGAAAUAUUUUCUGAUGAUCCAAAAUCUGCAGAGAGUACAAAGCAGUUAGAACAGGAAAUUAAAGUUCUUAGCCAUCUGAAACAUCCAAACAUUGUGCAGUAUUACGGUAGUGAAAUAGUAGAAGACAAGUUUUAUAUUUAUUUGGAGUUUAUCCAUCCUGGUUCAAUAAAUAAAUAUGUUCGUGACCACUGUGGUGCGAUAACAGAAUCUGUUGUUCGGAAUUUCACACGACAUAUUCUUUCGGGGCUGGCUUACUUGCACAGCAAAAAGACAAUUCAUAGGGAUAUCAAAGGGGCUAACUUGCUUGUUGAUUCUUCUGGUGUUGUUAAGCUUGCUGAUUUUGGGAUGUCCAAGCAUCUAACUGGGCAUUCUGCUGACCUGUCUUUGAAAGGAAGUCCAUACUGGAUGGCUCCAGAGCUUAUGCAAGCGGUCAUGCAUAAAGACAACAACUCUGAUCUAGCUUUUGCAAUUGAUAUUUGGAGUUUGGGUUGUACAAUUAUUGAAAUGUUCACGGGGAAGCCUCCUUGGAGUGAAUACGAAGGAGCUGCAGCUAUGUUUAAGGUAAUGAAGGAUACCCCUCCUAUACCUGAAACAUUGUCAUCAGAAGAUCCUUCAUCUUCCGCCCAUCUGUAUAAUGGAACAACCACAAUGGAUAAUUCCCAUAGUCCCAGAGGGUUAUAUGAAAGCAAACCUGAUCAGUUUUCUAUUGUCAGUGCACAGAUCGCAAAAGGGAAAUUUUGCACUGAGAGUGGCAUAGCAAUGUCCCAUUCUCUCUACUCUUGA